AUGAAAAUGGGUAAUGCGUUUCCGGACUAUAAGAAUCCCGAUUGUGGAGCAGGAAAGAAUGAAGCACCAGUAGGCCUGCAACCCUUCUAUGUACCUUCUAUGUACCUUAUUUCUAUGUAUCCAUGUACCUGGAAGGUUUGCCACCAUUAUCGACAGAUGCUGAUUACUGCUGAAUUCGAUCCAUAUAUGGUGACACGGAACAAUGAUGGGUUGACCGCAAUAGGAUGUGAUUUUUACCUGAAAAAAUUUGGGACAUUGAAAGGAUAG
This is a messenger RNA of Loa loa (African eye worm), 267 nucleotides long. RefSeq lists its product as hypothetical. NCBI's taxonomy places the organism in Eukaryota, Metazoa, Nematoda, Chromadorea, Rhabditida, Onchocercidae. The transcript has 3 exons. The record is from RefSeq and is a predicted model, not a curated record. Bases 1 to 267 code for a protein of 88 amino acids.